This is a messenger RNA of Ornithorhynchus anatinus (platypus), 3831 nucleotides long. RefSeq names its product C-type lectin domain containing 16A (gene CLEC16A). The transcript is spliced from 23 exons. Gene Ontology annotation, cellular component: late endosome; endolysosome membrane. The record is from RefSeq and is a predicted model, not a curated record. Lineage: Eukaryota; Metazoa; Chordata; Mammalia; Monotremata; Ornithorhynchidae. The coding region runs from base 103 to 2748 and encodes 881 amino acids. Gene Ontology annotation, biological process: endosome to lysosome transport; regulation of autophagosome maturation; endosomal transport.
GGAGCGGAGCGGGCGGCGAAUGUGAGCGCGGGGCCGCGGCCCGCUCGGUCCGUCGCUCGGUCGGGGCCCGCGCGGGAGGAGCCGCGCCGCGGAGCCGCAGACAUGUUCGGACGGCCGCGGAGCUGGGUGGGCGGGGGCCACGGCAGGGCCUCCCGGAGCAUCCACUCCUUGGACCAUCUCAAGUACAUGUAUCACGUCUUAACCAAAAACACCACCGUAACAGAUCACAACCGUAACUUAUUGGUGGAGACUAUUCGUUCCAUCACAGAGAUCCUUAUCUGGGGAGACCAGAAUGACAGCUCCGUGUUUGACUUCUUCCUGGAGAAGAAUAUGUUCGUCUUCUUCCUGAACAUCCUGCGUCAGAAAUCCGGUCGUUACGUCUGCGUUCAGCUACUGCAGACCUUGAACAUCCUCUUUGAGAAUAUCAGCCACGAGACCUCACUGUAUUAUUUGCUGUCUAAUAACUAUGUAAAUUCUAUAAUUGUCCACAAAUUUGACUUUUCCGAUGAGGAGAUCAUGGCCUAUUAUAUAUCAUUCCUGAAAACACUGUCACUAAAACUCAACAAUCACACUGUCCAUUUCUUUUACAAUGAGCAUACUAAUGACUUUGCCCUGUACACGGAAGCCAUUAAGUUUUUUAAUCACCCCGAAAGCAUGGUUAGAAUUGCAGUAAGAACUAUAACCUUAAACGUCUAUAAAGUGUCAUUGGAUAACCAGCCUAUGCUCCACUACAUCCGAGAUAAAACCGCCGUCCCUUACUUCUCCAAUUUGGUCUGGUUUAUCGGGAGCCACGUGAUAGAACUCGAUGACUGCGUGCAGACAGACGAAGAACACAGAAAUAGAGGAAAGCUGAGUGAUUUGGUAGCCGAGCAUCUUGACCACCUGCAUUACCUCAAUGACAUCCUUAUCAUUAAUUGUGAAUUUUUAAACGACGUCCUCACGGACCACUUACUCAAUAGGCUCUUCCUCCCCCUCUAUGUGUAUUCUUUAGUCAACCAAGACAAGGGUGGAGAACGUCCUAAAAUAAGUCUCCAGGUUUCUCUCUACCUUCUGUCCCAGGUUUUUCUAAUUAUACACUAUGCGCCCCUGGUAAACUCACUGGCUGAGGUCAUUCUGAAUGGGGAUCUCUCAGUGUUUUCAUCCAGGAUUGAACAGGAUGUUCAGAAGAGUUCUACAAAGUCAAGCAUUAGAUGUUUCAUUAAACCGACAGAGACCCUGGAGAGAUCUCUUGAGAUAAAUAAGCAGAAGGGGAAGAAAAGGGUGCAGAAGAGACCCAAUUACAAAAAUGUUGGUGAGGAAGAGGAAGAGGAGAAAGGACCUGAAGAAACGCCAGAAGAUUCUGAGAAAUCUAAAGGUACAGAGGGUAGUACAAAAGGCAUCAAGACAAGUGGGGAGAGUGAAGAAAUAGAGAUGGUGAUCAUGGAGCACUGCAGGCUGUCCGAAUUGGCCAUCUCUGCAGUGACAGAGCAGAACACGACGGACGAAGAAAAGAGUGCGGCUGCCUCAGGGAGCGAGACCUCGCAGUGGAGCAGGCCUUUCCUAGAUAUGGUCUAUAAUGCAGUGGACAGUCCUGAAGAUGACUAUUAUGCUCUUUUUGUGCUGUGUCUUCUGUAUGCCAUGUCUCAUAACAAAGGAAUACACCCCGGGCGGUUAGAAAGGAUUCAGCUUCCCGUGCAGCAAGUGGAGGAAAAGACCUCCUACAAUCAUUUACUUGCGGAAAGACUCAUCAGAAUCAUGAACUAUGCGGCUCAGCCAGAUGGAAAAAUCCGACUGGCGACUUUGGAGCUUGGCUGCUUGUUACUCAAGCAGUUGGUACUGGCAAAUAAUGGCAGUAUUAUUAAGGAUGUCCACCUUGCCUGCCUUGAGGGUGCAAGAGAAGAAAGUGUUCACCUUUUGAGACGAUUUUAUAAGGGAGAAGAAAUUUUUCUGGAUAUGUUUGAAGAUGAAUACAGGAGCAUGACAAUUAAGCCCAUGAAUGUAGAGUACUUGAUGAUGGAUGCCUCAAUCUUGCUUCCUCCAACUGGCACACCACUGACUGGUAUUGAUUUUGUGAAACGUUUGCCGUGUGGAGAUGUUGAAAGAACUCGCAGAGCCAUCCGUGUUUUCUUUAUGCUUCGCUCACUGUCACUCCAUCUGCGGGAUGAACCGGAAACUCAGUUACCCCUGACAAGAGAAGAGGAUCUAAUCAAAACAGAUGAUGUUCUGGAUUUGAAUAACAGCGAUUUAAUUGCUUGCACAGUGAUGACAAAAGAUGGAGUUAUGGUGCAGCGCUUUCUGGCCGUGGAUAUUUACCAGAUGAGUUUGGUGGAGCCAGACAUUGCAAGACUGGGCUGGGGAGUGGUGAAAUUUGCAGGCCUUCUGCAGGAUAUGCAGGUCACUGGAGUAGAAGACGACAGCAGAGCACUGAACAUAAUUAUUCACAAGCCCGCCUCAAGCCCCCACUCCAAGCCCUUCCCCAUCCUCCAAGCCACGUUUAUUUUUUCGGACCACAUCCGCUGUAUCAUUGCCAAGCAGCGCCUGGCCAAGGGCCGCAUCCAAGCUCGGCGCAUGAAGAUGCAACGGAUAGCGGCUCUCCUGGACCUCCCAGUCCAGCCUUCGACGGAAGUUAUGGGGUUCGGACACAGCUCCGCCGCCACCUCUCAGCACCUGCCGUUCCGCUUCUAUGAUCAGUCACGCCGGGGCAGCAGCGAUCCGACCGUUCAGCGUUCCGUCUUUGCGUCGGUCGACAAGGUGCCAGAUGGCUCCUGAAGAUUUCUGAUGGUUGAAAUGUUUCUUUGUUUAUCAAGGCUGUCAAGUUGUGACAUUCUAUAGAAAUGAAUGUACAUUUCCCCCCACAUUUUUAUUUAUACACAGGUAUACAGAUAUGCGCACACACACACACACAUUUUAGUAUCUCAAAAACACCUCUAAGUACCUCCAUCAAUUCAAAGGCUGCUUUUUCAUUCCAAAAGUGUGUGCCUUGGAGGAAUCUAUCAAUUUGCUUUUCACAUAUAGUCCUUUGUUCCCAAAUCCUUCGGCAGGUUUAUAUUCAUUGUGAAAUAGGAUUUUCUUUUCCCUGGUUUUUUUUUCUGAAAAUUGCGCAAAAAGAAACAUUUAAUGGAAAUUGGAAUUCUAUAAUUUCAUCUCAAGAAUGUCAAGAAAGAAAUAGCUCUAGAGAAUGGGGAGUUCUAUCUGACGGUUCCAGGGUGCCGUAUUUGAAACAACAUUAUUUAAUUAUGUUCUACAGCAUCCUGAGCACUGCACAAAAUAAGUGUUGGCAUCUUUUCUGUGGUUAAUAUUUUUGUUCUGUUUCUGGAUUGGCAGAACUUAAAACAAUGUGGUACUAAAUAUAAAUGUGACUUGUAUCAUAGCCAAUGCACCUAAUUUUAGACUCUAAAAAGGGAAUAAUUCUGGAGAUUUAUCCAAAUUUUGAUCAUCUUUCACUUUGCCCAGUGGGUUAAUAUAUACACUGUAUUGUUCUGCACUUAUUGUUAUAAAACUGUUCUUGGAUGUAGUGAUGUGUAAAACACUAUUCACUUCGCAGAUCAAAUAGACUUAGGCAGCCUGAGGAGUAUGUGCUUCUAUGCAUGUGUAUUCUGUAGUCAUUUGGCUGUAAUCUGUGCGUCCUAGCAAACUGCUGGAAUGGAGUAGCAAGGAGGAGUACUGUUUAAGAGCUGAGCUUUUAAUCUGGCAGAAAAAGAUAGUAUCGUGAAAUCUCAGACAUCUAAGAACUCCAGAGUGUCUUGGAAAAAACCUCCUUUUGCCAGAUUUUCAGGGUAACACUGAGGUAAACUUCAACUGGCUUCCAGUGUUGAUCAAAUUUUUGUGGACCAUUAAACGGGGUGUUGGAGA